UGGUAUGAAGGGCAGCUGCAAGGAGGAGAGCAAAAGGAAGGAGUGGUCAGUGAAUAAUUUCCUGAUGACGGGCCCCAAGGCCUAUCUCAUCUACUCCAGCAGCGUGGCGGCCGGGGCGCAGAGCGGCAUCGAGGAGUGCAAGUUCCAGUUCGCCUGGGACCGCUGGAACUGCCCCGAGAGGGCACUGCAGCUCUCCAGCCACGGCGGGCUGCGCAGCGCAAACCGAGAAACUGCCUUUGUCCAUGCCAUCAGCUCUGCAGGCGUCAUGUACACACUGACCCGGAACUGCAGCCUGGGGGAUUUUGACAACUGCGGCUGUGAUGACUCCCGCAAUGGGCAGCUCGGUGGGCAAGGCUGGCUGUGGGGAGGCUGCAGUGAUAACGUGGGCUUCGGGGAAGCCAUCUCCAAGCAGUUUGUGGAUGCCCUGGAGACUGGACAAGAUGCCAGAGCUGCUAUGAACCUGCACAACAAUGAGGCGGGUAGAAAGGCUGUCAAAGGGACCAUGAAGCGGACUUGCAAAUGCCACGGCGUGUCGGGGAGCUGCACCACCCAGACCUGCUGGCUGCAGCUGCCCGAGUUUCGGGAGGUGGGCACUUACCUCAAGGAGAGGUACCACAAGGCCCUGAAGGUGGACUUGCUGCAGGGGGCAGGGAACAGCGCUGCCAGCCGGGGUGCCAUCGCCGAGACCUUCAGCUCCAUCUCCAAGAAGGAGCUAGUCCACUUGGAAGACUCUCCUGACUACUGCCUGGAGAACAAGACGCUGGGGCUGCUGGGCACGGAGGGGAGGGAGUGCCUAAAGAGAGGCAAGGCGCUCAGCAAGUGGGAGAAGCGGAGCUGCCGGCGGCUGUGUGGGGACUGUGGGCUGGCGGUGGAGGAGAGGCGGGCCGAGAUGGUGUCCAGCUGUAACUGCAAGUUCCACUGGUGCUGUGCCGUGCGGUGCGAGCAGUGCCGCAAAAGGGUCACCAAGUACUUCUGUGUCCGCAAGGAGAAGCGGGAGCGGAGCGGGGGUGGUGGGGCCAGCCGCAAGCUCAAGAGAAAGCUCUAA
Messenger RNA from Oxyura jamaicensis (ruddy duck), 1045 nucleotides. RefSeq names its product Wnt family member 8B (gene WNT8B). The transcript is spliced from 6 exons. Gene Ontology annotation, biological process: neuron differentiation; multicellular organism development; canonical Wnt signaling pathway. The record is from RefSeq and is a predicted model, not a curated record. Gene Ontology annotation, cellular component: extracellular region. NCBI's taxonomy places the organism in Eukaryota, Metazoa, Chordata, Aves, Anseriformes, Anatidae. Gene Ontology annotation, molecular function: cytokine activity; frizzled binding. The coding region runs from base 5 to 1045 and encodes 346 amino acids.